This is a messenger RNA of Zootoca vivipara (common lizard), 5117 nucleotides long. NCBI's taxonomy places the organism in Eukaryota, Metazoa, Chordata, Lepidosauria, Squamata, Lacertidae. The record is from RefSeq and is a predicted model, not a curated record.
AGCGCGCGAUGGCCGCGGCGGAGGCGCUGGCGGGUCUGGCGCUGGCGCUGGGCCUCUACGCCUUGCUCUAUUACAACUUCAUCAAAGGCGCCACGUGCAAGAACGAGGCCAGCCUGCGGGGCAAGACGGUGGUGAUCACAGGUCAGGAUCGCCCCCAGGUCUCGGAAGACGGGGGGCAGCGUGGGGCAGUGGUUAGAGCGCCCGAAGAGGGUCUGCGGGAGCUCCCGCAUCGGGGGUUGCCUGGCCGUUGAUCCCCAAGAAAAAAAAAACUCCAGAUCAGCCUGAGCAACAUGCAGCCUUGGGCAAAGAUAUAUCCAGGUGAAACUCGGAAAAUUAGAAUAUCGUCGAAAAGUUGCAUUUCAGUAAUGCAACUUGUUGUUGUUUUUCUUUUUACAAAUGCUUUCUUUUGGAAAUUCCACAGUAAUAAAUCAAGUCGUUACAAUAAUACAAAAAUAAACAUCGCUAUUACAUUUCAUUAAUUACAUUCCAUUUAUAAUUGACCCGGCUAACGGCAAAUAAUUACAAUUACAACAAAUAAAGGCUUGCCAUAUCUUGCUUUGCAUGCCAUGCAUCUAUCUCAUAUAUUGGUUUCCCCUUUUAAGCUGCAUUACUGAAAUAAAUGCACUUUUCGGUGAUAUUCUAAUUUUCCGAGUUUCACCUGUACGAGGGCACGCCCUGUGUCAAAAAGACAUUAGAGGCAUAGUGGAUCAGGAGGGAUGAGCAGCUAAUGGCUGCUGGGCCAAACCUGUGCAGAGGAGGGCUUGGGCAAUUAUGAUGAUGUGUUGAGUAAGGCGACACACCCAGGGAUGGAGAAACCUGUGGCGCUUUUCCUGAUCUGGGAUUCAGCAUGGCUCAGUCAGGAUGAUGGGAACUGGAGUCCCACAGGUGUCCCCCCCCCCAUCUCUGCUCAGCUAGGAGGAGCCUGAUACUGGAUAGCGUAAGAGAGAUUACUGGUACUCCAUUUCCAGCCCAACCUGGAAACGAGAUAGAAGAGGGUUGGCCUUUAAGAGGCGCCCCACGGAGGUGACAGGUCGGUUAUAUAUAAAUUUAUUACAUAUAAUAUAUUAUAAAGAGAUUAAUGGAACGCGCUGAUAACGGUGCCCUGGCAGCUGGCCCUGAGAUGGCAGCCUCUGUUGAACUACAGCUCCCAUCAUGCAGCGUGGCCAGUAUUUAGGGAAGGUGGGAAUUGUAGUCCAAGAGCGUCUGGCAGAGGGCUCCAGAGCUUUAUUCAGGGGGUCUGGGAUGUGCCUGAGGGUUUGUAGUGGAAGAUGAGAGACGGCACAUCCAUAGCAUUCAAUAUUCGUAUAUACAGUAUUGUAUUGUAUUCUGCUACAAUUUGAGCUCUCCUAAGAAUGUAAGGGAUGCGGGUGGCGCUGUCGUCUAAACCACUGAGCCUAGGGCUUGCCGAUCAGAAGGUUGGCGGUUCAAAUCCCCAUGACAGGGUGAGCUCCCGGGGUUCCGGUUUCCGCCGGCAGGAAUGGCGGACCUGUUUUCCAUCUCUCUGACCUUCGUAAGGAAUUUGGCGGUUGCUAGGGGAGUAAAUGGCAACCCCCUACCCUCACUUUAUAAACUGUUGUUACUGAGCAUAUUUUUUAAAGAUGUGGAGUUGCCGACGAGAAAAGCCCCCCUCUAGUUGGACGGAAGGAGUCCUGGACGCGUUCGGAGGAUUUAUGAGCUGUGACGCACUUUGAAUUGGAGCAGCGACCUGAAGCUAAGUUCAGCUAUAGGGCAAGGAGAUCCAUUAAUUUACCAAGAGUCUAUGGUUUGAUGUUUGGGUCUUCUGCCUGGAAAAGCUGUAAAUUUUAUAAAGAUCGUUAAUCUUCCCGGUUAUGAGAGAAAACGAAAGUGCUUUGAGUUUUUUUAAGAUGGCGCUGCUUCGUGUUGACGCAACAGGGAGCUCCAGACCAAGAAGAUUUAUGGGGAGGCUGGACUGAUUAACCCACACAGGAGAAAGAACAUUUGUGAAACCUUGUUUGAUAUUUAUCUCAGCAGCUGGGAAACAAUCGGUUGAAAGUGGAAAACAUCUAUGUGACUAUAAGGGAAAGAUUCGGAUUAUUAUGAACUUGGAGAGACGAUUUGAACUUUAGAAAAAAGACGGCAGUGGACGGUUGCGAGGAAUCCCCAAUUUCUUGAAGCAUGGGAACCCAAAAAAAAAUUUUUAGAUGAUUUGGCAUAAUAUUCGGUUUGAUUGAUAUAUAUGUGUAUAAUUUGAAAUAAUGAAUGUGAUAUAAUUGGUUUUAAUUGGAAAAUUAAUAAAAAUAUAUUUAAAAAAAAUAUAUAAAAAAAAGACAGGGUGAGCUCCCAUUGCUCGGUCCCAGCUCCUGCCAACCUAGCAGUUUGAAAGCACGUCAAAGUGCAAGUAGAUAAAUAGGUGCCGCUCCAGCGGGAAGGUAAACAGCGUUUCCGUGCACUGUUCUGGUUUCGCCAGAAGCGGCUUAGUCAUGCUGGCCACAUGACCUGGAAGCUGUCUGCGGACAAACGCCGGCUCCCUUGGCCUUUAAAGUGAGAUGAGUGCCGCAACCCCAGAGUCGUUCGCAACUGGACCUAACGGUCAGGGGUCCUUUACCCUUUUUUUUAAAGAAUGGGAGGAAAGAGCCUGACUGCUGGAUGAGGCCAUUGGCACAUCUGGUUCAACCUCCUCUGUCCUGGUGGCCCCCCCCAGCUGCCCCCACGGGAAGCCCACAAGCAGCGCCUGAGCCCAGGAGCCACGCCCCUCUCCUGCUGUUUCCAGCAACUGGCCUCUGGCCCCAAACUCUGUGGAAUUCACAUUAUAAAGCAACAAAAUGCAACCUGUAAGAAAUAGAGGACAUGGUGAAAAUGCAGUUAAAAACCACACAGCAUCUAGCACAGCUCAUCACAGUUUCCACAGCAGGUAGAAAAAUCAUUCAGGGGUCCGCCAAGACCCUCGGCAAAUUUCUAGCAGCCAGGGCACGUUAACCCCCGCCGCCACCGAACACACAUUUUGGCUCUAGAUCAGGCAUCCCCAAACUGUGGCCCUCCAGAUGUUUUGGCCUACAACUCCCAUGAUCCCUAGCUAACGGGGAAGAUGGGAAUUGUAGUCCAAAACAUCUGGAGGGCCAAAGUUUGGGGGUGCCUGCUCAAGAUCAUUCUUUUCUCUGGACUUUUCCAGGUGGGAACACUGGGAUCGGGAAGGCAACGGCCCUGGAUCUGGCCCGGAGGGGAGCCCGCGUCAUCCUGGCUUGCCGGGACAGAGGGCGAGGAGAAUCCGCCGUCUGUGACAUCCGGAGGUGGGAACAAUGAAGUUCUCUUUAUGAGCCUGGACUUGGCCAGCUUCAAGUCAGUGAGGACUUUUGCAGCGGCUUUCUUGAGAUCUGAGCCCCGCCUUGACAUUCUCAUCAACAAUGCAGGGGUCAGGACUGGAAGCCGAAGCAGCGACGGCUUCAAUUUGGCGUUCCAGGUGAAUCACUUGAGCCAUUUCCUUCUGACCCACCUCCUCCUGGAGCGGAUGAAGCAGUGCGCGCCCAGCCGUGUGGUGGUGGUGGCUUCCAGUGCACAUCAGCGGGGGAAGAUUGACUUUCAGAACAUCCACAAGCCAGUGGACGGGCAGUUGGCAGGGAUCCAAUCGUACAGCAACAGCAAACUGGCCAAUAUGCUGUACACCCGGGAGCUCGCCAAUCGACUGGAAGGGACGAACGUUACCUGCUACGCGGUCCAUCCAGGGCUUGUUAACACUGAAUUAUUCCGCCACACUUUGAUCUGGCUGAAGCCUCUUUUCCUCCCCAUCUGCUGGCUCUUCCUCCGAGACACGACCAAUGGUGCUCAGACGUCCAUCUACUGUGCCACUCAGGAAGGCAUUGAGAAGUACAGCGGGCGCUAUUUUGCCAAUUGCUGGCUGCGUGACCCCAAGCCACAUGCCCGGGAUGACGCCUUGGCCAAGAAACUUUGGGAAGUCAGCGAGAGGAUGGUGGGGCUGGCGAACUAGGCUGCGGUGUUUUUCAAAGAGGGCUCCUCGUCUCCAUGGAAAGGGGGCCUUUGCAGAACCAUCCAUGAAACAGGAAAAUUUUAAAGUCAAAUUGUGGCAUCACAUGGCAGGGUUCUCGAGGGGAAAUAACGAAAUCCCAAAGCAGCACUUCCCAUUUUCGUAAAAUGGAGGCAUCUUUGAAUAAUAGCCGACUGGUGGAUAGGGCUUGGGCGUCAGAUGGAGGGAGAUGCCCUCCCAUAAUGGGAAAAGGCUGGGAGACUGGUGAGCUCUGGGAACAUUACUUUUCCUGCUUUUGCCAUACUUUAUCCGCACAGCGAGUUGGGGAUUAGCAGGCGAUCUUUGCAGCUGUCUCUCUCUUUUUCUUUUGGUACAGGGUCCCCCCCCCAAUUUUACAAUGUAUAUAAAGAAGAAAGAACAAUGGCAACGGGGGGGGGGAGGAAUUAAGAGAUGAGAAACGGAAACUGUGGGUUGAAACGGCAAAGUCCAAGUCAAGGCUCUCGGUGUCGCCAGAUCAUCAGGUCUGGUUCCAGACUUGCCAAGCCUGUGAGGAGGGUUGCCUUGAAAGUUGCCCAUUGCAAAUGUCACAAAGGAACGCCAAAUCUCACAAAAAGUGCCUGGAGGCUCUAGUCCAGGCACCCCCAAACUCGGCCCUCCAGAUGUUUUGGGACUACAACUCCCAUCAUCCCUAGCCAACGGGACCAGUGGUCAGGGAUGAUGGGAAUUGUAGUCCCAAAACAUCUGGAGGGCCGAGUUUGGGGAUGUCUGCUCUAGUCCCUGUUGAAGUCUCAAAUGAUGUGUAAUUUUCUCCAUUUUAUCGAUAUUCGAAAGUGAGCGGUACCAAGCGUCCGGUGUAAUAUUCGCUGUUGUCACUUUGCGGGCCGCCAUUUCCCCCCUCCUUUUUCAUUUUCCCGCUCUUUUCUUGUUUUACUAGCGGAUCUUUUUAAGGCAAGAGAAGCCAUAUGGGUGUCACGGCUGCUGAGCAGUCUUUAACUGCUUGGAGGGUUUUUUUGUUGUUGUUGCACUCGAGCGGUAUAUAAUUUUUAUGAAAUCAAUAAUAAAGAAUGAAUUAUGUUGUUUUGAGGUGUGUGGGUCUUUUUUUAAAAGUGUUUUAAUGCUGUGACCCCACCCUAGGAUCUUAGGGUGAAAGGCAGGCAUUAAUAAGAAAAUAAAUAAU